Messenger RNA from Owenia fusiformis, 789 nucleotides. The record is from the annotation of a GenBank genome assembly. Lineage: Eukaryota; Metazoa; Annelida; Polychaeta; Sabellida; Oweniidae.
CGGUGACCUGUGAGCUUCUCGAGUGUCUCCACGUUUCGUUCAAGAGUUUAGGUCAUUAUCGUUGCUGUUUGAAGGUCUCGUUGAUACCUGUAUAUUCGCUCAUUAUAACACACCCCAUCUCUAUCUACCAACAUGCCUGUCAUCUUUGCUUAUUGGAAGAUUCGUGGGCUUGCCCAAGCUGUACGCCUUUUGCUGAACUAUGUGGGUGAAGAGUUCGAGGAUAAAAUGUACGAGUGUGGCCCUGCUCCAGAUUUUAGCCGUGAAUGCUGGUACAAAGAGAAGUACACACUUGGUCUAGAUUUUCCAAAUCUCCCCUACUAUAUUGAUGGGGAUAUCAAGAUAACACAGAGUAAUGCCAUCCUACGCACCAUAGCCCGAAAACAUAAUUUAUGUGGCACUACUGAUCUCGAGAGAGCGCAUUGUGAUAUGAUGGCCGACCAAGCCAUGGACUUUCGUAAUGGUUUUGUUAGACUCUGCUACAAUCCCAAAUAUAAUGAAGAGAUGAGGGCACAAUACCUCAAGGAGUUACCAGAGAAAUUCCUCAACAGCUUUUCCAAAUAUCUCGGAGAAAAGCCCUACUUUUGUGGAGAGAAUCUGACCUUUGUGGACUUCCAUAUGUAUGAACUACUUGAUCAACAUAAAGUUUUUGAACCAACAAUACUUAACAAUUAUGCAAAUUUACAAGCCUUCACUGCCAGAUUUGAGGCACUACCAGAGAUUAAAAAAUACAUGGCAUCUGAUAAGUUCAUGAGGCGGCCAAUCAACAACCCAAUUGCUGGCUUCAAGUAG